Uranotaenia lowii is the source of this 3238-nucleotide messenger RNA. Its product is annotated as protein SERAC1. Bases 630 to 3077 code for a protein of 815 amino acids. NCBI's taxonomy places the organism in Eukaryota, Metazoa, Arthropoda, Insecta, Diptera, Culicidae. The record is from RefSeq and is a predicted model, not a curated record. The transcript has 6 exons.
GCUAGCUGGCUGAGCAACGUCUUCGCAAAUCAGGGAUCUUGUUGUUUACUACAUUAGAGCAGACAUCAGAAAAUAUCGUACGAUUCGAUGGCAAAAACAGUGCCAGCCAAGCCCCCAUGCAACCCCUCAAUACUACAGUAACACGGUGCUUAGAAUGUUGUGCUAUUUUUAAGCUGUGGCUGUUUUAGAGACUAUUUAAUCGGAAUCGUUCGGUGGUUGACUUUCCAAAGCAAACCAGAAUCACACCCCAAUCGAUCGUAGCAAGCGCAAGUGAACGGAAGUGAAAAUAAAGACGAUAACAUUUGAACUGAAGAAUAUUACGGAUUAAUUCCAGCAAUCAAAGCAACCAGAAGAAACUGUGAUUUAACAACAGAAGUGAAGAAUAACAAUCAAAACAAUAGUGAACGGAUUUUGGAAGAUUGUUUUUGUGGUGGGGGAAACCCUCAAAUUUGCUGUGUGAGGAGGUGGUAGAAAGAAGAUCUGCCGAUAAGUGCGAGUUGCUGCGUAGAAGAAAAUUCAUGUGAACAACAAGAACCGCAAAAGUCAAGGACACACUUUUUUAUCUUAUUGAGUGGAGGAAAGACUGCGAAAUUUUAUCGCCUGCAGGGGAGGGAAUUCAUACCCGAGCUAUGCAUAUCGAAUAUGCCAAAUACAGCAAACAUUUCGCGGGAUGUGGACUAGUAUCGUUCGUUGGUCUCGUGAGCUAUGAAGCUUAUCGUACUUACUAUGCGUUGAACAAUCUGGUCGACACCCGGGUUCUGGACAUUGAUCGUAAACGUCCGGAUUAUAUCUACAUCAAGCAUCACAUCUACCGUCAGUCGCUCCAGGAGCAGCUGGAACAGGAACGCCAAAACAGUAAACUGGUCAACGUGUUCGUACAACCCUUCGGAAAGUGGUGGAAAGCGUUGAAACACUCCGUGGCCUGGCGCCUGCUCCAGAUCGCCCAGUCCGGGGAUCAGAGCGAGCGACUUAAGGCCAUCAACCAGUUGGCGCUCAUUGACCAUCUGAAAGGGAAAAUCAAGAAAGAUUGGGAUUUCCAGCACCUGGCCCAACUGUGCGAUGCCCAAACGGCAAUCUCGCUGGCUCGCUCGAAUUGCGACUCCCGGUGGUUCCUGCCUCCGCGUCAAUAUGGUGUGGUCCAAAGCACAAGCGUCGUCCUGGGCGGCGUUAAAGCACUUAUCGAGCAUCUCAUGCCGCACCGUUGCGCUGAGUACGUCCUCGAGCACACCUUCUCACACCCGCACAAGGAACCGGUAGGCGAUGACGGAGUCAAUCACCCGGUCAGCAUGUCCCACUACGAGGUGGAACUGCUCAAACAAUCGCUCAGCUCAAUGGUUCAUCUGACCACGGUGCGAGAAAAUUGCGAGAAGAUUAUCGAAACCGGAGGACUGCUGACUCUGAUUGAGGUUGAAAAACUGUUCAAGGAUGACAUCGAUAUGAAGCUGAUUUUGUCCCGAAUCAUUGGCAAUCUAUCGGUGUGUAACAAUCGAGUAUACGACUUCUUCGCCUCCGGAUGGAUUGGCAUUUUGUCACGCUGGCAUCAAGACAUCGAUAUCCGCAUGCAAGUUACCACAGAUCUAACCCUAGCCAAUCUCGAUCGGGAUGACCCGAACCGUUUCACAUACGAAUCGAAUGUGUACCCGCUGUAUCCGAAAGGGCGCAGGAAGCAGAAGCCCGAUGCGGACGUCAUUUUCAUUCAUGGUCUUUUGGGAGGUGUAUUUGUAACGUGGCGUCAGAAGGAUCUCAAACCGCAAGCUGCCAGUCUUCUAGGUAAGAAACAUGUGGCGGUCAAUUUGGUGUCUUGUACUAAAAAAUCUACACCAACGACAACGACGACUCCAAUCUCGGACUCGGAUUCGCAAACACCAUCCUCGGUCGUCUCCUCUAGUGCCAAACAAUUUUCCAUAUUUCAUUGGUCUGCGAAAAAGUCUUCCUUUGAUGAGGAUACCCCCACCGGUUCCGCUUCCGUGGAAGAAGGCAUCACUACAGCCAAAGACGAGCUUCUCACACUCCAGCCGACACCGCCUAAGCCACAGCCCCAGAUCAGCGACACCGACACAAAGGAGAUCAUGAAAGCCCUCCAGGAGGACGAUCCGCUCAGCUCGGAAUGGUCUGUGGUAUACCCGGACCUGCCACUGGUGGCCGAUGAAAGAUACACCAGUCCAGGGGCUCGUCAACUUGAAGGUCGUUACAGUAUUGCCGGUGACAAGUGGCUCCAGGAACCGCUUGGAGACGAGUCAAUCGGUCGGUCCUUCUGCUGGCCCAUGGAAUGGCUGCCGAAGGAUUUUCCCAACAUUCGAGUCAUUGGUCUCAACUAUGAUUCUUCUCUGUCUCAAUGGGGUGCCAGUGGUUGCCCCUGUGAGAAAAAUGAUGGAAAGUUGGACAAAAGAGCUGGAGAUUUCCUCCAGAAACUUGCCAAUUCCAAUGUGGGCAAGGAUCGCCCAGUAGUAUGGGUAGGCCAUUCCAUGGGUGGUCUCCUAAUUAAAAGUAUUAUCAACCAAGCUGCCGCCAGUGAUGAUCCCGAAAUUCGGAGGAUCGCUGAAAAUUCUCGAGCUGUUAUGUUCUUGGGAACGCCUCAUCGAGGAAGCGCCGUUGCCAAGCUAAAGCAACACACAUCGGCACUUGUCUGGCCUUCGAUGGAAGUCCGUGAACUGGAAGAAAAUUCCUCCAACCUCCUGGAUCUCAACAAAACGUUCCUUAAAACUAUUGGCUCUCUCCGACGGAAACCGGAAAUCAUCAGCGUCUGCGAAGGUAUUCCCACAGUACUAACUUCAUUCAAACUACCACUUCAAAUCGUUACCGAAACCUCGGCCCGCAUUGACGAGGGAGACUUUUAUCUGACCAAAGAAGAUCAUCUGAACCUGAGCAAACCGAUGUGCAGGCAAUCAUUCCUCUAUCAGCGACUCAUCAGUGCCAUUUGGUGCUCGAUGCAGUCGGGCAAAGAGUCUCGAGAGGCUGAACCGGAACGUGCUCCGAACGGAAAACUGAUCACAGUGGAACGGAAGCAAAAUUCUGCGUUCAACGAUUUGUACCGGCAGUUGCGACAGUUGGACAAGUUGUUCAAUAUAUUCCUAUAGAUUGCUAGAUAAAUCUAGCCGCUGCAUCGUUGUUGUUUUUCAUUAUUGCCUUCAAACACACGCGGUGGACAAAACCCAGAGGUAUUAUUUACCGAAAUGCUAUUUAUUUACACUUUGAACUAAGUCAAAUUCGUAUCGAAUAAAUUUUAAUCGUUUUUAAA